Molecule: messenger RNA, 4326 nt
Organism: Symbiodinium sp. CCMP2592
Lineage: Eukaryota; Dinophyceae; Suessiales; Symbiodiniaceae
Source: the annotation of a GenBank genome assembly
AUGAGUUGCGUCCGGCAGCUCAUCGACCUGUGGGAGGACUUCCCGAACAUCCACAGGUCGCACACUUUCACUUUCCGUGUGGAGGUCCCACCGCCUCGGGAUGAGAAGUCCGACCGGCAAUCGCCAAAGACUCUGGAAAGGAGUCAGACACAUGAACUUGGCGGCACCACGUCCAACGGUCAGAACUUGCCGGACAUCCACGGCAAGGGGCCGACCUCCACGACAGCCAGGGAGGAGUCGCCCGAGCCGGAUGAGCUUUCGACGGCCAUCGCCCAUCCCCUCUUCGAGGGCACUUCGCAGGAGUUCAUGAAGCCCUUCGACGUCCAGACUGUCGGUCAGUGUGAAGUCAAGACGGAAUAUGCUUGCGACAUCUUGGAAAGCAGCCUUACGAGACCCAGGUCUCGGGUCCUGCUGGUCCAGGGCCGUGCGCCGGAGAUACUGCCUGGCAUGCUCCUGACACCAAUCAUGUCUUCGAAGUCCGGUACAACAACAUCCCACUGGGACCUGAUGCAGAGGCCUACGUGCUUCCUUGCACGGCAGUUCAGGCAGAUUUCUUGGAUGACUGCCGAGCCAACAGAGCCCGCUGGAUUCGAGCAAGUCGUGCUGAGCACAACGGCGGUCAGUCCGUUGACGGUCCGCUUGUGUCGAUCUCUGGAAGUUCUCUUCACAAGGUACUCCGCUGACUUCGGGAAGAUGAAAGACACGGCCUGCAAGGCCGCCACGGGCUUCUGCAGAGCCUGGCUCACAAGCCCAGGAUACUAUGCCAAAGCCUAUGUGAACCUCUUCGUGAACUUGACGGACGAGUUCAGAUAUGCCCUUCUCGCUCCUUCGAAAAUCCAACUGAUUAAGGCAGAAGCCGAAAUCUGCAAAGAGGGCGACGUGGGAGAUUCAUGCUUCUUUGUCUUUGCCGGCGAGGCUGGCAUUUACUGCAGGCAUGCCUUUGCUGGCCGCUUGUCGCAACUCCCGGGAACCAAAGCCUGGGAGUCGUGGCGGGGUGAGCUGGAAGUUGGUGGCAGCUGUUUGAAUCGCGUCGCUUCGGUUACGGCCUACACAGAUUGUGGUAUAUGGGAACCUUCGGCCAAAGCCAUUCGAGACUUGCGGCUGCUCUUCCCGUAUGAGUGCAGCUUCUUCGACAAAGUUGCGAUGAAUCACCUGCAGUUGCUGUUUCUCCUCACGGAUCGAGUCAGUGAAAUCAACACUAUCGAAAACUGCAGUGCCGAGUUUUGCAGAGUGAUACGUGGCCUCAUGGUGCAGAAGGUGCACUGCCGACGUGAGGUAGUCAUGCAAGAGAGCAACGCGGGGAACGAGAUGUAUGUGCUCUGCGUCGGCAAGUGCAGCGUCUUUCGUGGCUACAACUCGGAGCUUUCGAGCCACCUGCAUCCUGGUAGUUGCUUUGGCGGGCUGGCCGUUCUAAACAGCACCAGACGUCGCACGGCAACCAUCAAGGCCCAAGCAACGCCGAACCACUGUGCGGACUGCAUCUGCGACCUCCGGGCUUUGACGCGGCCGGCGCUGCUCGAGGCGCUGGCACAGUACCCGGGAGACAAGGACCGCGUGAGGGAGGUCAUCGAAGCGCACAGCCAGAGCAGGCAAGCUACGGCAUCGGCACUGCGGCGUGCGGGUGCCAGUGAUGGUAGUAUCAGCUGCCAGUUUCUGCAGAUCCUUCUGGACAACAUGCACGAGCAGGCCUUUCUAGCGGAGCAGACGAGUUUGCAAGAGGGCAAGGAGAGUUUUCUCACCGUCCUGCUUCAUGGAAUGGUCGAAGUGGAGGUCCGCGGCGUUCAUAUUGCCAACAUUGUGGCGCCGGCUAUCUUCGGCGAGCGUGGGAUCGUGGAGCCCGGGACGCCCUCUGCAGCCACGGUGCGGAGCUGCGCGGAGUCGGAGUGUAUGGUCCUGCCCGCCUCCAGCGCUGCGGUGCCCAUCCUCCAGGCUCGGCUUCCGGAGGACACAGGAGAAUCUGCCACACAGGAGGGAGUGCGAGCUGUUGGACAGGCAUCGGCUACUGAAGCGGAGGAAGACACCCGGGCCGUGGGAGAUUCCACGGUGAACCAUGCUGAGGCCAACAAAGCAGAAGAGGACGUCAAGGCAGCAAGUGCCGCGCUGGCACAACCUGCCGAGGUUUGUCGCAUGGUGGCAUGGAGGCACCGUCUCUCCACUUCGACUACGAGGACGCAGCACAGAGUGGGCGGGCCUCUUCGUCUAGCUGCACGAGACCGCGCUGGGCAGACCUGUACGACGAAGCGCCAAUCUCGCAAGAGGUCAUUGACCGAUUCCUGCGCUGGCUCAAUGGCCCUGAAAGGCAUUGCCGAAAAGAUCCCCUGCCGGGCGCAGCAAACUCCCGAGCUGGGCCGCCUCGUCGUCGAGGUGAGGCAGCGCGGAGAGAAAGGAGGAAUGAAUCGCCAGCAGCGGCCGGAGGAGAUCUGCGCGCAAGGCCAGAGCGACGCGAGCUUUCCCGGGACCGCCAGGACAAACGAGAUGGCCGAGCUGGUCGCAGACAGAACGAUCGUAGUCGUCGCUUUGCUUAAGCAAAGUAUCCGAGGCAACAUGCACGAGGGGAAGAAGGCCAACGCGUGGUGGCCAGAUUCGGCUUGGGAGUCGUGGCAGGUGUGUGCCGGUGGCCGUGAACGCUUCAUGCAGGUGAAGUCCACAAAGUACAAAGUGAAGAGCUUCAAAGUUGAUCUCACCCUGUUCUCGAGCUUCUGGGUUGAGGUGAUGGAAUAUGGGCCGAUGCCCACUCUGCUCAGCGAGGAUCAGGACGGGACGCAGACUUCAGCAGUGGCCCUGUUAAGCGCAAAGCUUUUGGCAGUCAUUGUCAUUGUGUGUUUCCAGUUGCAGAAGUUCGCAGAAAGGAGUGUCAUCAGCGAUUUGCUUCGAGCAAGGAGGCUGCAGAAGUCGCGGAAAGAAGGCCUCCCGGACCCUGCGGGGCCGAUGCCCACUCUGCUCAGCGAGGAUCAGGACGGGACGCAGACUUCAGCAGUGGCCCUGUUAAGCGCAAAGCUUUUGGCAGUCAUUGUCAUUGUGUGUUUCCAGUUGCAGAAGUUCGCAGAAAGGAGUGUCAUCAGCGAUUUGCUUCGAGCAAGGAGGCUACAGAAGUCGCGGAAAGAAGGCCUCCCGGACCCUGCGGGGCCGAUGCCCACUCUGCUCAGCGAGGAUCAGGACGGGACGCAGACUUCAGCAGUGGCCCUGUUAAGCGCAAAGCUUUUGGCAGUCAUUGUCAUUGUGUGUUUCCAGUUGCAGAAGUUCGCAGAAAGUGUCGUGACCAGAUCCGACAUGCACACGAGGAGCCGGGAGAGGUUGCCUUUGUCGGCUCCUACGCGGAAGCUCAUGAGACUCGAGCGCUUUGUUCCGCUUAUUCACGAGGCUUUGCAAAGACGGUGGAUUCGGGUUGUCCUGCUAAUCGUCGCGCGAUUCAGCCACGUCGUGUGUGAUGGUUUCGCUGCAGCUUUAUCGGCUGAUUGCUGCACUGCGUGGCUUCUGUCCGAAGCUUUGGCCAUGGCUCAAGCUGACGCCAUUGGUGCUGCUGUGGAUGAAGUCUCCGAGUCGUCAGACAGGGAGGAACAUGCGCAGGCAGCUCGGGAGGAGGCCCGGCGGCAGAACUACAUGCAGUCCCUGACAAGAUGGGUGUCUGGCAUGAAUGUUGUGCGCCCCGAACUGGUUCGUGCCAUCUUUGCCUACCAGGCCCUCUACUCCCUGGGUGACGCGCUGCGCGGUGGCGAGGAUGCACGCAGACUUCGAAGACUGCACAGAAAGAGUCACGCCACCAAAGCCAUCGAUGAGUUCUGGUCACACUCCUGGCAGCUCAAGCCUUAUCGCAAAAUCCUAUGCUUGCUGUUUCUGAAAAACGGCCUGGCUGCCAGCAUCAUCGGUACGCUGGCUGCUGUCCUGACUUUCGGUCUCACACGCAACGGUUAUCUCUUGGAAUAUCGCCCAGUAUGGGAGAUCCCCUAUUUCUGCAUGGCAGCCGGAACAUUUUCCUCGGUGCUGACGCUCUUUCUGUGGCCGUCUCGUGUCAAAGUUUUUCUGGACAUCUGCUGCAUCGAUCAGGUGGAUGAAAAGAACAAGGCGGAAGGCAUUGUGAGUUUGGGCGGCAUCCUCAAGCAGUCUAAGACCUUGCUGGUCCUGUGGGAUCAUACCUACAUUGAUCGUCUCUGGUGUGUUUUUGAAAUUGCUGCCUUUCUGCAUCGAAGUGGCAAGCCGCGUGCGGUGAUACGGCCCACGCUCUUGGGACCUGCCGCGGUGGUGGCGUGGGCAGCGAUCCCAAUUAUCGGCGGUCUGUGGACUGUUUUCUUUCUUCGACUGGCCGAAGAAAUCCCUCAAGUGGCAUGA